UCAAGUGCUGACCUAAUGAUGGGUGCUGAUAGGGAAAUUACCGGAGAGCCCGAGAGACAGAUGUUCCUGCCCAAAUCCAAUAAUUUUUCCGCUGCUAUAAAUUCAAGGGAGUUGCUGACGCCCAAGGACAACGCCCACACUUACGCAAUCGAAUUGAACGAGCUGAAGCGGAAAGAAGCUUCCGAAUAUGAUCCCUACGAACACAACCACGCUGACCUUGAACAUCCCACCACAUUUUUGGAAACUUUGAUUCACCUUCUUAAAGGAAGUUUCGGUACCGGAAUCUUGGCGAUGCCGUUGGCUUUCUACCACGCGGGCUACCUGCUUGGUUCCGUAGCGACCGCUUGCAUAGGUUUGCUUUGCACCUACAGCAUGCACAUGCUCGUGAGGUCGGAGUACGAACUGUGCAAGCGGAAGAAAGUACCGAAUAUGACGUACGACAAGACGGCCGAAGCCGCUUUGGCGGAAGGACCACCGUUCUUUCAAAAACUCGCCCCAUAUGCUCCUGCCGUAUGUAACACUUUCCUGCUGAUCUACCAGCUGGGAACUUGCUGCGUGUAUACUGUGUUCGUGGGUGAAAACAUCCAGAAGGUGUGCAACGAAUACCUUCCGACUCCCGUCGACGAAAGGAUAGUCAUGCUGAUAAUGCUUCUCCCUCUAAUAUUCAUCAACUACAUAAAGAAUCUGAAAUUUUUGGCGCCGCUGACGACCGUGGCUAACGGCGUGACCGUAGUGUCCUUCGGGAUCAUUUUUUACUACAUUUUCCAACAGGAGAUCACGUUCGAAAACAGGGACCCGUUUGGCGAGUUUAGAGAUUAUCCAUUAUAUUUCGGGACCGUGCUGUUCGCUUUGGAAGCGAUCGGAGUGAUCAUGCCGUUAAAGAACGAGAUGAAAUCGCCCGAAUCUUUUGGUAGCACCUUUGGCGUUUUGAACAUAGGAAUGGCGUCCGUGACGAUCCUUUACAUCAUCACGGGUUUCUUCGGGUACAUCGCCUACGGGGCAGAGGUCGGAGGAUCUAUUUCGUACACCGUUGGACCCGGCGAAAUAGCUGCCGACGUCUGCAAGAUUAUGUUGGCCUUCGCCAUCUUCGUCACGCACUCUUUGGCCAUGUACGUGGCCAUCGACAUAGUCUGGACGCAGUACCUGGUGAAAAAGCUAGAGAAAAACAAUCACCAAAACUUUUGGGAGUACUUCGUCAGGACCUGCCUUGUCGUACUGACGUUUUGUUUGGCUGUGGCGGUCCCAUACAUCGACUUAUUCAUAUCGUUGGUGGGAGCCCUCUGUUUGUCCGCACUAGGGGUCGCGUUUCCCGCCAUAAUGGACUCUUGCGUGAGAUGGUACAGUCUGCACGGCACCAAGAUGGUCCUGGUACACGCGAAGAACAUAGUUAUAGUUUUAUUCGGUUUCUUCGGCCUAGUGGUCGGUACCGGGACCAGUCUAGAGAAAAUCAUUGAGAAAUUCGAUCCGGCCACCAACUCCACCACGUUCGGCUGGAAAGGCAGCGCGAAUAGCGCCUCUCGGUGCGGAUGUUAUAGAUCGUUGCUGGCGAAUUAUGAAAUAGAAGUGUUUGUCCAAUUGUGCUCGUUUAGGCACCAGAGGAAAAGCGAAGGGUCGAUGCUUCUGAGAGGAUCUGCAUGCCGCCUCAAGAAUUGCUUCCGUCCUGGUUAUGUUUUUAAUGUCGAUUGGCUCCACCAGAUAGCUGCAAUGACUCAGGAAAUUUUGAAUUUGGAACCCGUGGGGGCGAACAAAAACGCAACUGAAGUUUCGGAGCUGUUGGACAAGCGGCCCAACGGCGACAAAAAUCAGACCGGAGAUGAUUACGAUCCGCAUCUACAUCGGGAAAUCGAAAACCCAACUACCAAUGCGGAAACCCUGAUCCACUUGCUCAAAGGAUGUUUGGGCACGGGUAUUCUCGCCAUGCCGGAGGCUUUCAAACUAUCCGGAAUGAUCAACGGGAUCAUUUCCACGUUUCUGAUCGGCGCCUUGUGCACCUACUGCCUUCACGUCCUCGUACGCGCUCAAUACGUCAUGUGCAAAAGGCUCAAGGUCGCUCUUCUCACUUACCCGGAGUCGAUGAAGGUGGCGUGCGAGAUCGGGCCCCAGUGGCUCAGAGGAUUCGCCCCAUACGCGCCGGCCCUCACCAAUUUCUUCCUUAUAUUCUACCAAAUGGGCAUCUGCUGCGUCUACGUCGUCUUCGUGGGCGUCAACAUAAAAAAAGUCGGCGAUCUGUACACCGCCCCCAACUCAGUCAGCUUGAUCUAUUACAUGCUGGUGAUAUUUAUACCCUUCGUGUUGAUUAUAUGCAUAAGGAAUUUAAAGCUGCUGGCGCCCUUCUCCAUUCUGGCCAACGUCAUCACGUUGAUCACCUUCGCAGUGGUAUGCUACUACAUUUUCCAGGAUCUGGAGAGUUUCAGCGAUAGACCUGCUGUCGGUUCUAUAACCGAUUACCCGUUAUAUUUCGGGACAACGCUGUUCUCGUUGCAAGCGGUGGGAGUGGUGAUCGCUCUGGAAAACAACAUGGCGACGCCGAAAAAAUUCCGCGGAGCUUGCGGGGUGCUCAACAUCGGCAUGGGAGCGGUCACGGUCAUUUACGUCGGAAUGGGAAUGAUGGGCUACUGGAAGUACGGCGAGCUGAUCGAAUCGAGUAUCACCAUCAAUUUUCCUUUGAAGGAAGCGUUGGCCCAGACGAUCGUGAUAUCGUAUUCGAUCGCCAUUUACAUAUCCUACGGGCUCCAGGGAUACGUUCCCGUGCAAAUAAUGUGGACCACGUACAUUUCCAAGAGACUGGACGGCGCUAGCGACAAGAAAAAAAUGUUCUACGAAUAUCUGCUAAGAAUUAUCUGCGUUGUCAUCACAUUUGUUCUAGCGAUGACUGUGCCAUUGCUGGGCCUCUUCAUCUCGCUGGUGGGAUCUUUCUGCCUGUCUGCGCUGGGAAUCGCCUUUCCGGCCAUCAUAGAGAUGUGCGCCUACUGGCCUGACAAACUGGGUCCUGGACGAUGGAUAUUAUGGAAAGAUGUGUUGCUCAUCUUGGUUGGCGUCGUCGGACUCUCGGCCGGUAGUUACAGCGCCAUCUACGCGAUCGUAGCCAAACUAGCCUCCGGAGAAUAUUAGAAUAUAGUAUUUAAGUAGUCGACGUAGAAUUUCUUGUCGCACUCUAUUUUAUUUGUUUUAUUUCAUUACAAGAUGAAGUUAAGAAUGUGAUGAGAUUUGAAGUUAGGUGUGCAUAUUGCUUCCCAGAUUUUUUUGAUUGUCUGUAAAGAAAUCGACAAAUAGCUUUGUAUCUAUAGGUGCUUCAAAACGCCGCAGUUCAAAGGGUGCAAAUUAUACUUCUAUAUUAAUUUGGAAUUGUUUUGUUUCUAAUGAGAAUUUGUCUGUUAUGCAAUUUAGCCUAUAAGAACGCACACAUUUUCCGUUUGGAUUUCCAUCCGGUAUAUUGUACAUAGAAAUGAAUUGAAUGAGAGAUUCGAUUUUUAUAAUAAAAGUU
Cylas formicarius (sweet potato weevil) is the source of this 3484-nucleotide messenger RNA. RefSeq lists its product as uncharacterized. The record is from RefSeq and is a predicted model, not a curated record. Bases 16 to 3111 code for a protein of 1031 amino acids. Gene Ontology annotation, biological process: amino acid transmembrane transport. Gene Ontology annotation, cellular component: vacuolar membrane. Gene Ontology annotation, molecular function: amino acid transmembrane transporter activity. NCBI's taxonomy places the organism in Eukaryota, Metazoa, Arthropoda, Insecta, Coleoptera, Brentidae. The transcript has 18 exons.